AUGACCCUUGCUUUGUCUCUAAAACCCCGCGGGCGGGCCCGGCUGCAGCUCGCCAGGCUUCUUUCCGGGGCCGCGGGCCUGGCGGGCGGGUCCCUGCGCAGCGGGGCCCGGCGCAAGCCGCGGCGGCGGCAGCAGGCCCCCCGCGCAGCCCCACGCCGCUCUCGCCCCCAGCCCCGCCGGCGCCGUGCUCGGCGCAGCCCGGCAGAGCAACACCCUGCCCCCCGGGACGGGACAGGCCCGCCCCCGCCCCCCCCCCAGCAUGCCCGGGCCGGGCGAGCCAGGCCCCAGGGAGACGAGCGCGCCCCCGCCGCCGGGAGCGAGCGGCCCCGUGCGCGUGUCCGACAGCAACAGCGGCGCGGGAAGGGGCCGCCCCGCGGCUGGGGGAGGGGGUGGGCGCGCGUGGGCGCGCCCCUCCUCUCACGGGAGGCCAACGGGCCUCGCGCGGGCACAGGGUGUCUCGGGUCGCCGCGCGCUCCCGGCAGCGCCACACAACAAACGGGCCCGCGCCGGACUCCUCGGGCCCGCGCCUCCCCGUCGGGGCCGCGCCGCCCCCGGAACCACCGCCGCCGCCUCCCCCCGCGUGAGGGGAGGCCGCGCCCGGCCCAGCCGCCGCAGCCCACGUCCCCCGGCCCGGCAAACCCCGCUCCGCCGCCGCUCGGCCCAGCCCGGCCCCGCCUCACCCUGGCCCCGCCGCCGCCUCGCUCCGCCACCGCCUCGGCCCGACUCUUUUCCCCUCACAGCUCCCUGGGCGCCAUCUUACAUUCAACCCCCCGCAGCCAAUCAGCGCUCAGCCCCGGCCUCGCGAGAGCGCGGCCCCCUAGCCCCGCGAGAGCUCCGCGCCCGGAGCCGCCCUGCGCCUUAAAGGGGCCGUGCGCCGGGGCUGGGGGCCCCAGGCUCCGCCCUGCCUGCUGCUAG
This is a messenger RNA of Caretta caretta (loggerhead turtle), 915 nucleotides long. NCBI's taxonomy places the organism in Eukaryota, Metazoa, Chordata, Testudines, Cheloniidae. The record is from RefSeq and is a predicted model, not a curated record.